AUGAUCGAGGAACUGUUAAAUAGACAACAAGAACUGGUUACUAAAAACCAAAGACUGCGGACCGAGAUUGAAGGUAACAAUAUAUCUAUUCUAUCCAGUUUUGAAACAAUGCAAUACAUUUGUCAUCAACCCAAAGUGCCUACACUUCUAUCAAAGUGGACUGAUCAACUUUUUUUUGUCCUUAAAGAUAAAGCAUCACAGCUUUAUGACGCUAUGGUCAAGCACACUCUCGAUGGUCAUAAAGGAAGGGCGACAGAAGGAGUAGGGCGACGUCAACAACAGCGCCAUCUAAAGGAAAUAAGGUUAGCUUAGUUUACAUGUUAUUUGGCCUUUUUCUUGUAUUUAUUUCCUUAGUAUAGCUUUUAGUCUGCAAUUUAUACUAAGGCAAUUAAACAUUUAAAUACAUACAGAUGUUUGAUGUAUAUGAAAUAAAUCAAUCCUUGUUCUAUUGCAAAAUAAUCAUAUUUUAAAAAAGUUACCUUGGCUUUCUUUACAGAGAGAAGGCGCACAACGCACUCUGGUUCGCCGAGACCUACGGUUUGGAGCCAAGAUCGCCUAAUCUUGAAGAUAAGGCUGGUCGCCUAAUAAAAAUAACCUUUGCCUCACAGCAUUUUCCUGGUAAAAACUUGACAGAAUUUCACUAAUAACAAAUUUCAUUCUUUUCCAUGUCAAUUAGUCCAAAAGUUUUGUGUCUGACGUCUCUUUCUGUUUCUUGUAGAAAAUACUGAAAAUAUUGCUUCUGCAAAAGGAAGAAAGACGUUACCACGCGAAUCAAUAGUUACAAGUAUGUUGAAAGCAGUAAUAUGUAACUGCUUACAUGAUAUUUUUAUAACUCAAAUAUUGCCUUAAAAAUGUUAGCCAAGUUGUUUCUGAAAGUCACUGUCACAGAGAUUUUUUUCUACUAAAAUAAGUAGGAUGUAAGGCUAUAAAAAUUACACAAUUGGGGGACUAGAAAAUCAAAAAGCGAUGAAAGUAAAAUAUAUUUGGCUCCUUAAAUGUGAUGGAUCACCUAUUUAAAACUAAAUUUAAAUUAAUCUUUAAGAAUAUUUCCAGCAUAUAAAACAACUUUGAUGUAACAACAAUAACAAUAUUAAUUAUUUCAUUUCAGGGGCCAAAUAGAGGUCUAUGAGAGCCUCUAUGAGAAAAGGAGAAGAUCAGAACAAUACUUUACAUCAUGGACCGAUUUUCCCUUUCACUGAAGGGUUACCAUGAGCUCACCAAAGCGGAAAAGGCCCUCCCCCGAACCCACCUGAUGGAGAGGUGUGCAAGGACUCUAGGUAGGAAUUAGAAUGUACAAAGAACCCCCGGUAGAGCACAGGGUGCUGAACUGCCUUUCAAGCUCCUCAUCGACAAGGAAGUUGGAAAUUUUGUAAGUUUUAUGUCUCUGAUAAACCUUUUCAUAAAUGCCACGGAAAAUACAGUGACUCAUGGGACCCUAACUUAAGCAUUGCUCGUUUUCUUCUCUUGCCUUAAGUCUAACACUUUACUUCUUUUACAGGUUAAGAACAAUGCAGAUGGCACUAUUAAAGUGAAAGUUAAAAAUUUCAGGAGAUGA
Pocillopora meandrina is the source of this 1555-nucleotide messenger RNA. The record is from the annotation of a GenBank genome assembly. NCBI's taxonomy places the organism in Eukaryota, Metazoa, Cnidaria, Anthozoa, Scleractinia, Pocilloporidae.